Messenger RNA from Hyaloperonospora brassicae, 960 nucleotides. The record is from the annotation of a GenBank genome assembly. NCBI's taxonomy places the organism in Eukaryota, Oomycota, Peronosporomycetes, Peronosporales, Peronosporaceae.
AUGCAAGCUUGUCCCAUGCCCUCGUCGCGCCUCGCCCCGCUCGUGCACGCAGCGCUGCUGUCGUCGGACCCGUACGCGGCCCCCCACUCCUUUCGCAGCAUCCGGCUGCCGUCCCUCACGCCGCGCUUCCCAGUGCUGCCGAGUCUCGUGAGCACACUCGCAGCCCAAAGCGGCUACACGUCGCCGGCCUCGUCUUCACCGGUCCACACGUCGUCGUCCAUCUCGUACCUGCUAAACCCGCCGACGCACCUCGUGGCCACUGCCCACUACCCCCUGCAACAACCACAACAGCCACAACAACUGCAACAACAACCACAACAGCAGUCGCCGUACGCUCCACCUGCAUCGACUGUCGGUCCGCCGACCGCACUGUACCAUCCGUACGCCCUAAGGGCCGCGUCCUGCGCUGGCGCACCGACCGACGGCUACCGCCCCCGCGACGUCAAGACGCAGCUCAAGAAGAAGCGCAAGACGCGCAUUUGCAAGUCCGACGGCUGCGAAAAGUACGUCGUCGACCGCGGGCUGUGCAUCCGCCACGGCGGCGGCAAGCGCUGCUCGGUGGACGACUGCAACUGCCGCGCGCAGAACCGCGGGCUGUGCUGGAAACACGGCGGCUACACGCGCUGCACGGUCGACGGCUGCACGAAACGCGCCAAGUCGCGCGGCAUCUGCUGGUCGCACGGCGGCGGCACGCGCUGCAAACACGGCGGGUGCGCCAAGAUCGCCGUCUCGCACGGCCUCUGCUGGGCGCACGGCGGCGGCAAGCGCUGUCUCGUCGAGACGUGCCAGAAACCUGCGUACGAGCGCAACGGGAACUUGUGCGCCGAGCACUGCACGCAGCACCGGACACAGCCGCAGCCGCAAUUGCAAUGGCAAAGACCAGCGCAGGUGCAGGUGCACGGGAGUGGCGCUGCCACUGGGACUGCGGCUCCGCCCGUCACGACCGAAUUCACGAACUAA